Molecule: messenger RNA, 1342 nt
Organism: Morone saxatilis (striped sea-bass)
Lineage: Eukaryota; Metazoa; Chordata; Actinopteri; Moronidae
Gene: nots
Product: nothepsin
Exons: 9
Coding region: 113-1342 (409 amino acids)
Biological process (GO): proteolysis
Molecular function (GO): aspartic-type endopeptidase activity
Source: RefSeq, a predicted model, not a curated record
GGUGGAUUUUCUCACAGAGCCUUAGAUCCAAUCAGAGCAGCACUGAAUCCUAAUAAACUUCUCAUUGUCUGCUAACCAGCAGUCACACAGACAGACUCACAGGCAGACAGACAUGUUGAGGCUGGUGUUGGUGGUGGUGCUGUUGAUGUGGACAUGGACGAGCUCAGCGCUGGUCAGGAUCCCUCUGAGGCGGACAAACUCGAUUCGCACUCAGCUGCGAGCUGACGGCCAGCUGCACGAGUUCCUGAAGAAUCACCGUCCUGACAUGUUUAACCGGCGUUAUGCUCAGUGCUUCCCGCCCGGCACGCCGUCACUGCGGCUCGGACGCUACAGCGAGAAGAUCUACAACUACAUGGACGCUCAGUAUUAUGGUGAAAUUACUUUGGGGACUCCGGAGCAGAACUUCUCUGUGGUUUUUGACACCGGCUCAUCCGACCUCUGGGUGCCAUCUUCCUACUGUGUCAGCCAAGCCUGUGCAUUACACAGGUGUUUCAGGGCAUUUGAGUCAACUUCAUUCCAUCAUGAUGGUCGAAUGUUUGGGAUUCACUACGGAUCAGGACACCUGCUGGGAGUCAUGGCCAGAGACACACUGAAGGUUGCGGGUCUGUCUGUCAUGAACCAAGAGUUCGGGGAGUCAGUCUACGAGCCUGGUGGCGCAUUUGUAAUGGCGAGGUUCGAUGGUGUCCUGGGGAUGGGUUACCCGUCUCUGGCAGAGAUCCUUGGAAACCCUGUUUUUGACAACAUGUUGGCGCAGAAGACGGUGAAGGAGCCUGUCUUCUCCUUCUAUCUCAGCAGGAAAACAAGUAGCAGUAACCCAGAAGGUGAACUAUUGCUUGGUGGAGCAGACGAGGAGUUGUAUACGGGACUAAUCAACUGGCUCCCUGUGACUGCUAAGGGAUACUGGCAGAUUAAGAUGGACAGUGUGGCGGUGCAGGGUGUGAAUUCGUUCUGUCCACAUGGUUGCCAGGCGAUUGUUGACACUGGAACCUCUCUUAUCGCCGGGCCGACCAAUGACAUCCUCAGCCUUCAGCAGUUGAUUGGAGCCACACCUACAAACAUAGGAGAGUUCCUUAUCGACUGUGCAAGAUUGUCCAGUUUGCCUCAUGUGACAUUCAUCCUGGGAGGAACAGAGUACACACUGACUGCUGAGCACUACGUUAGGAAGGAAAUGCUUGGCGACAGGGAGUUGUGUUUCAGUGGUUUUCAAGCUGUGGACAUUUUUUCCUCCGAAGGCCCUCUGUGGAUUCUGGGAGAUGUUUUUCUGACAGAGUUCUACAGCAUCUUCGACAGAGGACAGGACCAAGUUGGCUUUGCCCGUGCUAAGCACCCAACCGAAGACUGA